Messenger RNA from Pedinophyceae sp. YPF-701, 894 nucleotides. NCBI's taxonomy places the organism in Eukaryota, Viridiplantae, Chlorophyta, Pedinophyceae. The record is from the annotation of a GenBank genome assembly.
AUGGGCAACAGCGGGUCGGCGUCCAAGCCGCGAGGGGGCGCAGGCGCGGCAGAGUCCAUGUACCGGAGGGCAGUCGCGUUGUCCGAGCAGCGCAGGUUCCGCGACGCGCACACGCUCUUCGUGCGCGCGAUUGAGGCGGCGAAGAAGGAGGGCAACCAGACCCUGGAGGCAACCGCGGAGAUGUCGGCUGGAAUGGCCAUUGAGGCGGCCAACAAGGUCACGCGCAAUGGCGCCGUGGUGCCGACGGAGGAAUUCAAGCGGGACAUGGAGGUGGCCCUGCAGCACUACAAGCGGAGCCUCCAGAUACGGCAGGCCACGCUGGGGCCGAGCAGCGAGCUCGUCGCGGGCGCCCUGGUUGCGGUGAGCCGUGCGCAGAACUUCUUGGGCGAGACGGCAGCGGCGGCAGAGACGAUGCACCGCGCCGUCCAGGCGGUGGACGCGGUCCGCGGCGCGGGCCACGCGGACGCAGCGGACGUCCGGCUGCGAUACGCGGCGAUGCUCUCGGUCAACGGCCGCUGGCAGGAGGCGCUCGAGCAAUGUCAGACAGCUGUCGGCAUCUGCGAGGCGGCGUGCGGGGAGGCGCACCCCAAGGUGGCCGCGGCGCUCCAGGAGACGGCCAUCUGCCUGGCGAAGCUCGAGCGGCACCAGGAGUCCCUCGACGCCAACCUCCGGGCCCUCGCGAUGCGAGAGAAGGCACUGAGGGAGCGCAACGGCGAGUACGGCGUGCUAGCGUGGCAGUCGGCGAUGGCGGCCGCGGAGCAGCUGCAGCGGCUCGGGCGUGUCGCGGAGGCGCAGGCGAUGUUCGAGAAAGCGGCGGAGUUGUCUGCCGCGGCGGGACAGCCCCCUGAGCAUGCGGGCAAGCUGCGCGCGCGUGCCCGGGCGAUCGUGGCGUAG